UCUGCGCCGUACUGCUGCUCAUCUGAGAGGUGGAAGAAACGGCGGCGCGCAUGGAGGAGCAGCCGCGGGAGACCGACGCGCAUCCUUCUUCCUCGGCGGCAGCCGCCGCUGGGUCCUCGUCCUCGUCGCCGACGGAGAGCGCCACCAUGCGAAUCAGGGCUAAGAGAACCUGCUAUGCCUCUGCCUCCUCUGUCUUCGCCGCAUCCGGGCCACGAGGAUGGGCAGAGCUCCCCGAAGAUUUGCUCCAAUGUGUCGUUGCUCUCCUCGGCUCCUCCCGCGACCUCCUCGCCUUCGGUGCCACCUGUCGUCCUUGGCGUGAUCUCUUGUCGGUAUGCACGUGCUCUUUGCAGCCUCUCCUCCUACACCCGAGUGCCGACAGCAAACUAUCUCCCCAGUUUAACCGCUGGACGACCUUGCAAGGAUGCACGUGGAGAUUGGCUGUUCCUGCUGGCACCUCAUCCUAUCCCAGUUUGCUUUCCUUGAGUGACCUCAGAGGCAUGUUCUUUCUUCGCUACUCCUACGGCCACCUCAUCUUCUGCGACGAUGAUGGGUUCUACAUUGUUAAUACGUUCAGCGGCGCUAAGGUUGUGCCUCCUUGCCUCAAGUCAGAUCACUUCACCAGCAUCAGCUAUGCCACCUUGACUGCCCCGGUUGCAUCCGAUGACUCGCAUCUCCUUGUUGGCAGUGGAGCCUAUCUGUUCCAGUGGCGCAUCGGGAGCGACUCUUGGUUGGAACACUAUCCUAAAGUUAAUUUUCUUAAGAUUGAACAAGUCGUGGCCCUGAAGGGCAAAACAUAUGCACUAGGGUCUUUCGGGUCCUUCUGCAUUGUACAAUUCUUACCCAGUCUCUUAAUUCAGAAGUUUGAAGUUAUACUUGAGGAAGAUAAAACCAAAGAUCUUUAUUGGACAAAUAAAAAAACAUGGCUUGUUGCGUGCGGUGACGUGCUUCUUUUGAUCAAACUUGAGGCAGCAAGAAAGACAUUCUCGGAGGUCAUCCAGUUCAAGGCCUUCAAGCUUGAGUCGUUGGACGCCGCGACCAAGAAGGCGAGGUGGGUGAAGGUGGACAGGUUGGAUAACUGGGCCAUCUUUGUCAGCGCGGACGUGCGAUGCGAGGCAUUGCCAUGCAUGAACCCAGAGAGAUGGGGAGGCAGAAGCAACCACAUAUACUUCCCAAGUUAUCAGCCUGAACAGCCUUGGGCUGCAGUCCAACUAUGGCAAAAACGUAACGACCCUUCAACACGUUCGCAGCUCGAGGACACUGGAAACCGGUACCGCAGAUUGGAGUCAACCUGGGUCCUUCCCGGCAUGUUUUCUCGAUCUGGUCGGUGAUGAUCUUUGGGGCAAUCGUGCAUGCGUCUGGUAAUUAGAUUCUCAUACAACUUCUGUGGGAGAAUUCUACCAUGUUGCAGUUGCAGGACGAGUAGUUGACUGAAUGUUCUUGACUUGUUUUCCAAAGUUACUCAAACUCUGCUUUUGCUUGUGUGGUGAUUACAAGGGACCCUUGUUAUAUUUCAUUUCUCAUCUACUAGAAUUGUAGAGAUUUUUUGUAAUUGGGCCACUUGAUAACAUGGGCUAGGCCUGCAACUAUCUUUCAUACUAGACACCUAAGGUGUUCAUCUGGCCUGGGGCUAGGCCCAAAAUGCAAACUCAUACUGCCUACCAGC
Triticum urartu is the source of this 1663-nucleotide messenger RNA. RefSeq names its product putative F-box protein At3g25750. Gene Ontology annotation, molecular function: protein binding. Lineage: Eukaryota; Viridiplantae; Streptophyta; Magnoliopsida; Poales; Poaceae. The record is from RefSeq and is a predicted model, not a curated record.